CUGCUGUAGCGUUGCUGGGCAAAGCAAAGUUGGGACGCUGGGCCUAAGCCGAAGCCAGGAGGCGUGUUGUUAUUGUUAUUAUUGCUACUGUUAUUCGCUCGUCCCGUACUGCGCCAAUGGGGCUGGAAAUGGACCCGCUGCUUCAUGCCUUAAGUUACUUCAGGCGGAGGAAGUUCCAGCUCUGCUCGGAUCUUUGCUCCCAGUUGCUGGAAAAGGAACCCGGCGACCAGGCUGCUUGGUGUUUGAAAAUAAGAGCAUUAACUGAAAUGGUUUAUGUGGAUGAAAUUGAUGUGGAUCAGGAAGGCAUUGCUGAGAUGAUGCUUGAUGAAAACGCAAUCGCUCAAGUUGCACGACCUGGUACUUCGCUGAAAAUCCCUGGAACUGGCCAGGGUGGAGGUCCUAGCCAGGCUGUCAGGCCAGUGACGCAGGCGGGGAGGCCCCUUACAGGAUUUGUACGACCCAGCACACAGGGUGGACGUCCAGGUACUAUUGAACAGGCCAUAAAAACUCCAAGAACUGCUCACACUGCCCGUCCAAUGACUAGUGCUUCAGGGAGAUAUGUCAGACUUGGAACGGCCUCUAUGCUCACAAAUCCUGAUGGCCCCUUCAUAAAUGUGUCUAAACUGAACUUAAAUAAUUAUGCUCAGAAACCAAAGUUGGCAAAGGCGUUGUUUGAAUACAUUUUUCAUCAUGAGAAUGAUGUUAAGAAUGCUUUAGAUUUGGCAGCGUAUGCCACACAGCACGCCCAAUUCAAGGACUGGUGGUGGAAAGUGCAAAUUGGGAAGUGUUAUUACAGGCUGGGACUAUAUCGUGAAGCAGAAACGCAAUUUAAAUCUGCUCUCAGACAACAGGAUAUGGUAGAUACGGUACUCUAUUUGGCAAAAGUGUAUUCCCGUUUGGACCAGCCUUUGACAGCUUUAAAUGUUUUCAAGCAAGGAUUAGAUCGGUUUCCUGGAGAGGUCUCCCUCAUAUGUGGUAUUGCCAGAAUCCAUGAGGAAAUGAACAACAUUUCUGCAGCUGCAGAAUACUACAAAGAAGUCUUAAAACAGGACAAUACUCAUGUGGAAGCCAUUGCAUGCAUUGGAAGUAAUCACUUUUAUUCUGACCAGCCUGAGAUAGCAUUGCGGUUUUAUAGACGGCUCCUGCAGAUGGGCAUUUAUAACAGCCAGCUCUUUAACAACUUGGGUCUCUGUUGUUUCUACGCCCAGCAAUAUGACCUAAUUCUCAGCUCCUUUGAACGUGCACUCUCUCUAGCUGAAAGUGAGGAAGAGGUUGCAGAUGUGUGGUACAAUUUGGGACAUGUAGCCGUGGGAAUAGGGGAUAUAAAUUUGGCUCACCAGUGUUUGAAACUGACCUUGGCCAACAACAAUGACCAUGCAGAAGCUUAUAAUAACUUGGCUGUGCUGGAGAUGCAAAAAGGUCGCAUCGAGCAGGCAAGAGUGUUUCUGCAGACGGCUUCAUUGAUCGCACCUCACAUGUAUGAGCCACACUUCAAUUUUGCCGUACUGUCUGAUAAGGUUGGAGAUCUCCAAAGGAGUUAUAUAGCAGCUCAGAAGUCUGAAGAAGCCUUUCCAGAACAUGUGGAUACGCAGCAACUUAUCAAGCAGUUAAAACAGCACUUUGCCAGACUUUGAUGAAACACUUGCCAUUGAAAAAUAUCUGUUUUCCUUCAAUGCUGCUAACUAGUACAGAUUUACACAGGGGAAGAGUUAAUACCCAAUUCUCAGAAUAUUUUUUUUAUAGGAGAGCAUUGACAGUGCUGACUAGAGGCAGGUUGAAGCUUGUUACCCUUCUGAACUGGGUAAGAGUUGCUUCUUUAAGCAGAAGGGGCUUUAAAGGAGAUAGGGUAUGUCUACACCAUGGUUUUUUUCCGGGGUCAUCCCUGGAUUGUCCCUGUGCACCCAAAUGAUGCACAGGGGAUCCAGGGGGCAGACAGGGAUGAGCCCUCCAUUUUCCCAGGAUAACUUGUUACCCAGUAAUCCCGAUUAUCUCUGCUAUCCCGGGUCCUGAAACGGGCACGGAACUGUGUGAGGUGGCUCCGUGCCCAUGCCCCCCCCCCCA
Messenger RNA from Elgaria multicarinata webbii, 2061 nucleotides. RefSeq names its product tetratricopeptide repeat domain 8 (gene TTC8). Gene Ontology annotation, molecular function: protein binding. Gene Ontology annotation, biological process: non-motile cilium assembly. Lineage: Eukaryota; Metazoa; Chordata; Lepidosauria; Squamata; Anguidae. The transcript is spliced from 14 exons. Gene Ontology annotation, cellular component: non-motile cilium; BBSome; ciliary basal body. The coding region runs from base 117 to 1634 and encodes 505 amino acids. The record is from RefSeq and is a predicted model, not a curated record.